AUGGAUAUUAUCAGUCACCCAACACCCCACCAUGUCUUGGUGGAGAAGCCGCUCUACACAACUGCUACAGACUGCAAAAAGGUCAUAGAUGCUGCUGCGAAGAGACCGGACGUUCUAGUACAAGUCGGGUUAGAAUACAGAUACAUGCCGUCUACCGCUAAAUUGAUUGAUUUGGUGAAAGAUGGAGUUUUGGGACGAGUCAAGAUGGUUUCCAUUCGGGAACACAGAUUCCCGUUUCUAGUCAAGGUCAACAAUUGGAAUCGUUACACCGGCGGUACACUAGUGGAAAAAUUCUGCCAUUUUUUUGAUCUAAUGAGGUUAUUUUCCGGUGCCAAUACAGUCCGUGUCAUGCGUCUGGUGGCGUUGACAUAA
Striga hermonthica is the source of this 372-nucleotide messenger RNA. The record is from the annotation of a GenBank genome assembly. NCBI's taxonomy places the organism in Eukaryota, Viridiplantae, Streptophyta, Magnoliopsida, Lamiales, Orobanchaceae.